AAGGUUUUGCAACAAAGCAUCCCUUCGCCUGCCUAUGUGCAACAAAUGUUCAGGCUGGAUUUAGAAAACAAAGAGGCACUAGAGAUUUUUGAAGAAGUUCUAACGUUCUUGACAAUUCCCAGAUCACAUUGCCAGAAAGUAGAGGAUGGAUAUUCGACCAAACCACACGCUUUACAUAAACAAUGUUAACGACAAAAUUAAAAAAGAAGAACUGAAAAGAUCUUUAUAUGCAUUGUUUUCACAAUUUGGUCAUGUAGUGGACAUUGUGGCUCUAAAAACAAUGAAAAUGAGAGGGCAGGCCUUUGUUAUAUUUAAAGAACUUGGAUCAUCCACCAAUGCCUUAAGACAGUUACAAGGCUUUCCAUUUUAUGGUAAACCAAUGCGCAUUCAGUAUGCAAAAACAGACUCUGAUGUCAUUUCAAAAAUGCGUGGUACGUUUGCUGAUAAAGAGAAGAAAAAAGAGAAAAAGAAGACCAAGUCCUUAGAACAGUCUGCCAAUGCUGCAAACAAAAAGCCAAAUCAGGGAGCAAAUCAGAAUCCAGCGAAUGCCCAAGCCAAUUCCUCACAGAAUCAGCAGGUGCCUGAUAAUCCACCAAACUAUAUACUUUUCCUCAACAAUUUGCCAGAAGAGACAAAUGAAAUGAUGUUGUCAAUGCUGUUUAAUCAGUUCCCUGGUUUCAAAGAAGUCCGUCUGGUGCCCGGCAGACAUGACAUUGCAUUUGUGGAGUUUGAAAAUGAAGGACAGGCAGGAGCUGCUCGGGAUGCUCUCCAAGGAUUUAAGAUUACUCCCUCACAUGCCAUGAAGAUCACUUACGCCAAGAAGUGACGGGAGUAAAUGAGACUCCUGCAAGGACUUGCUCACAUUUUUUCUUACUCAAACAUGCUGCAAGGUUUUCUUUUUUCAUCAGAUAAAAGUGUUGUUCCUUGUAUUUGAAGAAAGCAACUUGUGCAAGGAUUUUGCCUACGUUGGCGUAAUGAUAACUGCUCACACUGAACGUUGUUAAAUGUUGUUGAUGGGCUUAGGUCUGUUUUAUAUGCUUUGACCUUAGGUUCUUCACAGUGAAAAGUUUACAGAAAGUUGUUUCUUGAGAAAUAAAACUACAUUUUGUUUCUUAAAAUGGA
This is a messenger RNA of Pogona vitticeps (central bearded dragon), 1122 nucleotides long. NCBI's taxonomy places the organism in Eukaryota, Metazoa, Chordata, Lepidosauria, Squamata, Agamidae. The record is from RefSeq and is a predicted model, not a curated record.